AGGAUGGGGGGCGGGGGUAGGGGGAGCCAAUCCCGGCAGCGCCUAAGGGGGGAGGCAGCAGUGACAGCCGCGGGGAGGGGGCGGAGGAGAGGCGGCUGGGCUCAGGCUCGGCUCUCUGCUCCACUCUGCCUUCUGCUCCGCUCUCACUUGCUGCCCAAGGCUCCUGCUCCUACCCCAGGACUCUGAGGUGGGCCCUAAAACCCAGCGCUCCCCAGAGAAAAGCCUUGCCAGCCCCUACUCCCGGCCCCCAGCCCCAGCAGGUCGCUGGGCCGCCAGGGGGCGCUGUGUGAGCGCCCUAUCCCGGCCACCCGGCGCCCCCUCCCACGGCCCGGGCGGGAGCGGGGCGCCGGGGGCCAUGCGGGGCCAAGGCCGAAAGGAGAGUUUGUCCGAAUCCCGAGAUCUGGACGGCUCCUAUGACCAGCUUACGGGCCACCCUCCAGGGCCCAGUAAAAAAGCCCUGAAGCAGCGUUUCCUCAAGCUGCUGCCGUGCUGCGGGCCCCAAGCCCUGCCCUCAGUCAGUGAAAUUGGCCUGGUCUUCUGCCGCCUUCUCGGUGACAAUUCGCUCCCUUCAGCAUUAGCUGCCCCAGCCUCCCUCCGCCCCCACAGACCCCGCCCGCUGGACCCAGACAGCGUGGAGGAUGAGUUUGAACUGUCCACGGUGUGUCACCGGCCUGAGGGUCUGGAACAGCUCCAGGAACAAACCAAGUUCACACGCAGAGAGUUGCAGGUCCUGUACCGAGGCUUCAAGAACGAAUGCCCCAGUGGAAUUGUCAACGAGGAGAACUUCAAGCAGAUUUAUUCUCAGUUCUUUCCCCAAGGAGACUCCAGCAACUAUGCUACUUUUCUCUUCAAUGCCUUUGACACCAACCAUGAUGGCUCUGUCAGUUUUGAGGACUUUGUGGCUGGUUUGUCGGUGAUUCUCCGGGGAACCAUAGAUGAUAGGCUGAACUGGGCCUUCAACUUAUACGACCUCAACAAGGAUGGCUGUAUCACAAAGGAGGAAAUGCUUGACAUUAUGAAGUCCAUCUAUGACAUGAUGGGCAAGUACACAUACCCUGCCCUCCGGGAGGAGGCCCCAAGAGAACAUGUGGAGAGCUUCUUCCAGAAGAUGGACAGAAACAAGGACGGUGUGGUGACUAUCGAGGAAUUCAUUGAAUCUUGUCAACAGGACGAGAACAUCAUGAGGUCCAUGCAACUCUUUGAUAAUGUCAUCUAGCUCCCCAGGGAGAGGGGUUAGUGUGUCCUGGGGUGACCACGCUGUAGCCCUAGUCCAGGUGAUCCUACCCCUCCUCUCCCCAGGUCUGUCCUCAUCCUCCCUGUACCCUGGGGGCUGUAGGGAUUCAAUAUCCUGGAGCUUCAGUAGCCCAGAUCCCUGAGCUAAGUGGCAAGAGUAGGCAAGCUAAGUCUGGGAGGGGGGCAAUUCCUAACCCCCGAUGGCUCUCACCCCCUUCUCGACUGAUACCCAGUGCUGAGGAUACCCCUGAUGUAGUGACUGAGUGGUUCUCUGCCUCCCAACCCCACUCUAGAAACCACAUUAGACAGAAUGUCUCCUGCUAUGGUGCUUUCCCCAUCCCUAAUCUCAUAGAUUUUCCUCUAAGACUCCCUUCUCAGAGAACAUGCUUUGUCCAUGUCCCUGGCUGGCUUUUCAGCCUAGCCUUUGAGAGCCCUGUAGGAGCAGGGACAAGAAAGCAGAAAAAUUUUGGCCCUGAGCCCAGUGAUUAGGUCCUAGGAAUUGACUGGAGUAGAAACCAGAAAGGCUGGGCAGACUGUGAGAGUCCAGGUGGGCUGUCACUGCCAGGUUCCACGGGCCUGCUGUCCUGGGUCAGCAGAGUAUGAGUUUCCAGACUUUCCCAGAAGGCCUUAUGUCCUUAGCAAUGUCCCAGAAAUUCACCAUACGCUUCUCAGUGUCUUAGGAGGGCCUGGGAUCCAGAUGUCUGGUUCAUCCCUGAAUCCUCUCCCUUUUCCUUGCUUGUAUGGUGGGAGUGGUGGCCAGGGGACGAAGAGGGAGCGGUGUCCUGGAUGAUGCUUGUCAAGGUCCCACCUACCCCCCCACCCCAUCAGCUGCUCUGAUGACAGCUUUUUGAUUCUCCGUGACCCCUAUCUAGUUAUAGAGGCAUGGAAGUGAGUCAGGGAUUUCCUGAACUUGAGUUUUAUCACUCCUCCUAGUGGCUGCCUUAGGGGAAUGGGAAGAAAAAGAUGGGCACUCCAUAGGGACCCAGUGUGAGGGCAUUCAUUAGAAUCUUUGCCCGGCUUCCCACAAUGCCCUAGGAUUCCCUAGGGUCCCCUCUCCCUCUAUUUAGUCUACCCAGGGAUGCUCCAGAGCUCACCUAGAGGGCAGGGACGAUAGGAUCCAAUUCCAACCUAUUGUCAGCACCCUGCCAUGCUGCUGCUCCUCACUAAUAAACCUGCUUGUCUCAUUCAGUGCCCCUUCCCAGUCAGCCAGGGUCUGAGGGGAAGGGCCCCCCUCCCCCUCCCAUCAGACAUUGUUGACUGCUUUGCAUUUUGGGCUCUUCUAUCUAUUUUGUAAAAUAAGAAAGACGCCAGAUACAAUAAAAUACAUGGCUGUGCACA
Messenger RNA from Grammomys surdaster, 2571 nucleotides. RefSeq names its product potassium voltage-gated channel interacting protein 2 (gene Kcnip2). Gene Ontology annotation, cellular component: voltage-gated potassium channel complex. Gene Ontology annotation, biological process: regulation of potassium ion transmembrane transport. The record is from RefSeq and is a predicted model, not a curated record. Bases 356 to 1216 code for a protein of 286 amino acids. Gene Ontology annotation, molecular function: potassium channel regulator activity; calcium ion binding. Lineage: Eukaryota; Metazoa; Chordata; Mammalia; Rodentia; Muridae. The transcript has 10 exons.